Messenger RNA from Alosa sapidissima (American shad), 4105 nucleotides. It is a transcript of the gene sgpl1, whose product is annotated as sphingosine-1-phosphate lyase 1. Gene Ontology annotation, biological process: sphingolipid catabolic process; carboxylic acid metabolic process. Bases 292 to 1983 code for a protein of 563 amino acids. Gene Ontology annotation, molecular function: pyridoxal phosphate binding; sphinganine-1-phosphate aldolase activity. The record is from RefSeq and is a predicted model, not a curated record. Lineage: Eukaryota; Metazoa; Chordata; Actinopteri; Clupeiformes; Clupeidae. The transcript is spliced from 14 exons. Gene Ontology annotation, cellular component: endoplasmic reticulum.
UUGGUUUCCUCCAGGAUCACAGACUCACAGCGAAGCAGAAGGGAAAUCCACAUGAUGUAGAAACUGGUUAUGCGCAAACUCCAUACUGACUGCACGUUUACGAACGGGGAUAGGUUGCUUUUAGUUUCCAGUCACUUCCUGAUACAAGACUGUGUCUAUGAUUAUACCAUGACAAUAAGAUCACAGGCACCAAGCAGGUCAAACAGCGCUCUUAAGAAACAACUUUUCGUAUACUGAAUUUGGUAAAGUUGCUCAAUCGAAUCUGCUUACGGAUUGUCCUCAGUGAAGAACAUGGACUACUGGGCUGCUACGGAGGUGUACAGGGAGAUGAUCCUACUCUAUGUAGAGGAGGGUCGUAAGUUGGUCAACUCGAAAUGUGCCGACCUGGAGCCAUGGCAGAUCAUUGGUGCCUCCAUAGUCGCCACCCUAGGAGCUGUUUGGAUCAAAGGGAUUCUCUUCCAACCAGAGAGUCUGAUGUCACGAAUCAAGAAGCGGUGCUUUCGCCUCAUCAGAAAAAUACCCUACAUUGGCACGACAAUUCAGGGGCAGCUAAACAAGGCCCUGGAUGACAUGUCCCAGAGUCUGUGCACCCUAAAGGAGGGGAUGACCUAUACCAAAAGACUACCACCCCAAGGGCUCACUCAAGAGCAAGUCCUGCAGCGCAUUCAAGAGUACCAGACCCUGAAUGAGGUGGACUGGACGAGUGGCAAAGUAUCUGGUGCUGUGUAUUGGGGAGAUGAAACUCUAACCAAACUUCUAGUGCAGGUGUAUGGGGACUUUGCCUGGAGCAACCCUCUUCACCCAGACAUCUUCCCCGGGGUUAGGAAAAUGGAGGCUGAGGUCGUGCGCAUGACCUGUGAAAUCUUUCAUGGUGGACCAGAGACCUGUGGCACAGUGACCUCCGGAGGGACUGAGAGCAUCCUCAUGGCCUGCAAGGCUUACAGGGAUAUGGCCUAUGAACGUGGGGUCAAGCACCCAGAAAUUAUUGCUCCGGUCAGUGUGCAUGCUGCCUUUGACAAAGCUGCUCACUACUUUGGGAUGAAGCUGGUCCAUGUCCCCUUGGACAAGAAGACCAUGAAAGUGGACGUGAAGGCCAUGAAGAGAGCCAUCUCUAAGAACACAGCCAUGCUGGUGUGCUCAGCCCCUCAGUUCCCUCAUGGGGUCCUGGACCCCAUUGAGGAGGUUGGAAAGCUGGCUGAGCGCUAUAACCUCCCCCUCCACGUGGACGCCUGUCUGGGAGGUUUUCUCAUUCCCUUCAUGGAUAGUGCUGGAUUCCCUCUAGCGCCGUUUGACUUCCGGGUCAAAGGGGUGACCAGCAUUUCCGCAGAUACACACAAAUAUGGCUAUGCCCCCAAAGGCUCCUCAGUGGUGCUCUAUAGGAAUGAGAAUUACCGCCAUUACCAGUACUUUGUGGCACCAGACUGGCAGGGGGGCAUCUACGCCUCUCCCUCAGCGGCCGGCUCCAGGCCGGGGGGCAUUAUCGCAGCAUGUUGGGCCACCAUGAUGCAUAUGGGUGAGAAGGGCUACGUGGACACCACCAAGAAGGUGAUCCAGACGUCUCGCACUAUCGAGGCUGCAAUGCGUAAAAUAGACGGAAUAUUUGUCUUUGGGAAACCGGAGGUGUCCGUGGUGGCGAUCGGGUCAGAUGUCUUUGACAUCUACCGCUUGUCCAACGCUCUAACAGCCAAGGGGUGGAAUCUCAACACACUGCAGUUUCCCUCUAGCAUCCAUAUUUGUGUGACAGUGUUGCACACGCAACCUGGUGUGGCUGACCAGUUCAUCGGUGACGUUAGAGAGCUGGUGGGCAACAUCAUGAAGAACCCAAAGGAGAAAACCACAGGAAUGGGAGCUAUUUAUGGUAUGGCCCAGUCCAUCCCAGACCGAUCACUGGUGACGGAGAUUUCUCACGGGUUCCUGGACUGCCUCUUCAGCACAGAAGUCCUUAAAGCCCAGAACAACCACAUGAACGGCAAAGCCCACUGAGUGCUCCACCGGUGGGUCAGCAUCUACUCACCCACUCCUUGCCUUACACCCUUCGUCUUUUAAUCCGUGCUCUCUCGCUCUCCUCAAGGCCAGUCUCUCUUCCAAGCACAAAACCGCAAUAACUGAGGUUUAGUUAAUUAAUUAAUUGGUUAGUUAGUUAGUUAGUUAGUUAGUUUGUUAGUUUUUUAUUUUAUUUUUGAUAACUCAGAGUUAUCAAAAGACUGUUGUACAAAUGUGGGUGCGAAGGAACAUCAGAAAAUUUGUGCUCUGGAACGUGCUGCACCCUCAUCAAGUGGAUCCUCCUGAUGUGUUUGCUCACGAUGACCUCUUGAAUGGCUUGUUUUCUAGGAUUGUGAUUGUCAUCUGGUUCUUUUUGAAAGACAAAAAAAACUAGAUAAGGUCUGAAAAACAACCCUGUACCUUGCUCUAAGUCCUGAUUGUGGUAGUAAAAGAGGUGCAGGAUUGUCAUAGAUAUCAUUCAUCAAUAUCAUCGAAGUAUAUUAUUCUGUAAUAACAUUAACCAAACCACUCAUUUCAUUCAUUGUAUGUAAUAUAUGCUGCAGAUGCUGUACAAAUAACGUACAGUUCUUAUAAUUCUUUCAGUCUAAAUAAAUCAGUAAAAAUAACACACGUUAAUGGUAAGAAGACGACACAGGUCAGGCGUCGAUAUCCCCUUCUGCCAUUAACCAUUUUACACAAAAAUAGGGAUCCAUUUUAAGAAACGAUUAUAUUCUUUGUUUCUGUAGUGCUGUCCUAUAGUGAACUAAUCUGCUACUUCAAUCCCUGUUCUUUGCCCCAAAGUCAAUUAUUACUGUAUCUCUCAAGCACAACAGUUUUUGAAGCACUUAUUCAACUGAUGGAGUUAAUUUAUUUGCUUUCAAACUCUUAAAACUUUCUGUAUCUGACGCCAAAACUGACCCUUUGGCAACUGUUUUAGAAAGGUUCCUCGUGUUUCUUUUGUAAUUAAUUUGAGGGCUCUAGCCCAGAAUGUAUGGAGACACCCAGACUCAUUUCACCGUAUAGAAAUUGACCACUUUUAAUUGACGAUGCAUGGACACUUCAACACCCUGAGGGGAAAAACAAAACAAAAAUGUGUCAUAUAUGAUUCCACUAUAAUCCGCUUCCAUAUCUACCUCAUUUAGUAAUUCCAUAGUAUUGAGUCAUUAUUCCUUCCAAACUCUUUAUUUGUAUUUCAGAAAGACUUUGUCUGGCUCACUGUACUUUCUUGAUACGUAAUGUUUAGUGAGAAAUUAGUUCUUAUCCAUUAUUACACAAAACGGUUGUGGAAAACGGGAGAUAAAUCUGGUUUCUCCUCUUGAUCUAGCCUUUUAAGUCAGCCUUGGCCCAUCAGUAUCAUUGUCCUUUUAUUUUUAAUUUUUGUUUUUAUUUUCUGUGCAAUGGGUGAUUGAGUCAGCAUUAUUCCUUAGUUGUCCAAAGGGAAUAGCCUCUCAAGCAGGGAUGAAAUGUCCUAAUAGUGUGACAUUAUGGUACCAUUGAAUUGUAACUUUAUCUUUACUCUUUAGCUGUGUUUAAUCUGAAGGCUUCAUGAUGUUUUGUGACCACUGUGUGCGUUUUACAUAUUAUUAUUAAUCACUAACAACAUGUCUCAUUUCAAUUUUUGUAUAAUUAUUUGUCUGUGUGUUGCGUUACUGUAACGGUUUUUGUUUGGGCACAAUGGUGUGUGAACAACCCCCCCCCCCCCCUUGAAAAAAGCACCACUAUAUCUAUAUGGAAACAUUCACAAAUCUAACAACCAUCAGGUUUCAUCAGGUUUGUUUUGAAAAUCUCUUAUGAAUGUCUUUGUUCCCUAUGCAAUAAUCAAACGUUUAAAAGCUACUUAAUAAUGUAGGUGAGCUCUCUUACUGAUUGUGAUCAUUCCUUGUAGCAGUUCAGGCUGUGCAAUAGUACAGCUAUAACCGUGAUGCUGCAUUCACCUGUAUGCCUUGCCUUCCAGUCAGAAAACAUGCCUGUGUUGUGAGUGCUUUAGAGCUAAAACAUGGGCAUAGAUCCAACUCAGGGACAGGGCUGGCCCACACCACACCUGAAAACCGAUUCAGUGCUCUUUUAUAUGUCAUUUGUUGUUCCUUUUAAAAUCAUUAAAGGUUUCAUUUUUUGAAACUCA